Messenger RNA from Phymastichus coffea, 2112 nucleotides. RefSeq lists its product as uncharacterized. The record is from RefSeq and is a predicted model, not a curated record. The transcript has a single exon. NCBI's taxonomy places the organism in Eukaryota, Metazoa, Arthropoda, Insecta, Hymenoptera, Eulophidae. Bases 1 to 2112 code for a protein of 703 amino acids.
AUGUCUACAUCAAGUGUUAAUGAUAAAUGUCCGAACUGCGGUUUAUCGAAGAAGAAGAUGGUCGGGAAAAAGACAAGAGUUGAUACAGAGGAUGAAGCUAUUGCUCUGUCCGAUUAUUUUGCUACGACAGUCGUAGUUGGAGAUACUUUAUGUCAGAAAUAUGGAGGCGCCACUCGUUUUGCAAAGUCAAAACAACGAAAAGUCGAAGAAGCGCCAGCCAAAGAAAAUACUCCGCAAUCCAGCAGUCAAGAAUCAACUGCAUCUGAGUCAUCGCAACAAAGCAAAAUUGAUCCAAGGUAUAGCCCAAUUAAGAAAGAAGUUAUUGAACAAGAAUUUAUUCAGUUACCUUUGAAAAGAGUAGUUUCCACUCAUGAUUAUUGUUGCUUAUGUUCACUUAAAUCAGGACUUAUUGUUGUUCCUUUCGAAGCUCGGCGGCAGGCCCUUACUGAAAGAGAGAUAUUUAUCCCAGAGGGUAACCGCUGUUGUCGUAAGCACUUGAUAAUGAAAAAGUUUUAUAAUGAUGAGUUACUGAACUUGAAACCGAUAUUCCACUCGAGCAAUGUAACAGUUGCAGAUGUAGCCAAGCUAUUCAAAGCUCUAAGUGUAACAUCCGACAGAGAAUUAGACGAUAGAAUCGGUGAUUUUACUAUCUCUGAAGAUAGAAUUAAAACCUUUACUGGACUCAAUUGGGAACAAAUCAUAGAAUUACGCGAAAUGGCAGUUUCCCUGAGGAAUACUGAUAAUCGGACAGUUACGCAGGCAUUCGUUGUUUUUUUAUUUAGAUUGAGAACUGGAAAUUCCAAUGAAAUGAUUUGCUCUGUCCUUGGCCUUGAUCGUCAUCAACAAGUCUCGGAAUUUUCAAAAUCUGUUUUGAGUUCUUUUGAAAGAGACAUAUUGCCUUCACGUUUUGGUUUGAGAAGCAUCGACAGAGAUGAUUUGAUUAAAAAUCAUUCGACAGUGCUACUUCAAAAUCUUCAUGAUCUUAGUGAUGAUAACCUUGGGCUAGUUGCCGAUGGAACUUAUUGGAAGCACCAGAAAAGCUCAAAGAACGAAUACCAACGAAGAUCAUUUUCAGGGCAUAAAAAAGUUCCUCUGUGCAAGCCGUUCACUAUAUGUACGACGGAUGGUUAUAUCGUAGAUGUACUAGGAUCCUUUUAUGCUAAAGAAAAUGAUGCAAAAAUUCUGGAAAAAAUUUUAAACGCGAAUGACAGCGAUUUGAAGAAGCCGAUGCGCAAAAAGGAUGAUGUUUUUAUUCUCGAUCGCGUCUUUCGUGACAUAGUAUCGCAAUUAGAAAGUGAUGGGUACAGGGUUCUCAUGCCAGCGUUGAAAGAUAGAAAUCUUAAACAACUAUCCGCGGAAGAUUCGAAUAAAUCUCGACUUGUAACGAUGCUUCGAUGGGUUGUGGAAGCUGUUCAUGGUAAUGUAGCUCAGAAGUACAAGUUCUUUCAUCAGCAAUUGGACAACCGUUACUUACCCGAAGCUGAUCUCUAUUGCAGAAUAGUUUGCUUUUUAAUAAAUCAAUUUGGUAAACGACUUAUCUCAAGAGCUGCUACAGAUGACGAAGUACUGAAUUAUAUACUUAACAGAAAUUCCAAUGAAAAUUGCCUAGCCACAGAAGUGAUUUUAGAAAAGUAUAAUCGAAGGAAAAGCUUAUUCCAAAAGUUGACGUCUGCUGACUUACAAGAUUUUCCUGAAAUGACGGAGCAGGAUUUAGUAAAACUAUACAGUGGAACGUAUCAACUCAAACAAGCCAUAUCCUACUUAGCUGAAAUGCUGGGCGAGAAUAAUGAGAUAAAUGUUAGUUAUUUCAAAGAAUCUGCUGAUCUUCUGAAAGUACGAGUUAGAUCGAGACACAUCGAAAGUAAGACGUAUAACUGCUACAUCCAGUACAAACCCAAUACUAUUGGCUGUUCCGGUAUAGUCCGUUUUUGCUGUGAGUGUGCUAAUGGAAUGAAAACAAUCGGUUGCUGCUCUCACGUGGCUGCCGUUAUUUGUUAUUUAGCGUAUGCUAGAUUUCAAUCCUGCAUUGUUAAACCUGCUGAACAUCUCACAAGGAUUUAUGAACAAGAUCAUGUGGUUACUUCUAUCGAAGAAGAUAGCGAUGAUGAUUAA